AUGGGAGAUGUGCCAAACUUGCCAACAAGGAAAAAAUGUAUGUCUAGAAAACCUCAGAUGGGUUCAGCGAAAAUUCCCUUGGUAAAUCAGCUCACAUUUCUAGGCCAGUCUUUUAGCAGACUGGUUGACAUGGCACUAGGCUACUUAGUUCAGAAAAUUGUAGAAACAUUAGAUGAGUCUCACACACCACUUGCCUUAACCAGCUGUAUCAGUACAGUAAUAAGUCUGGGACUUGAGGGUGAACACAUGUGCUAUAUAUUGUCCAGGGAGGGUUGUAUAAGAGCAUUGUUUGAAAUUGCACGGACAGACACAUUGGAAUUUGCUCAUGUGCAGUCAUUGAGAGCACUUGCUACUAUAUGUUGUGUGGCCGAGUCAAUACUAGAACUAGAGAAAGAAGGUGGUAUUGAUAGCCUGACAGAUAUUCUAUGUGAUAAGACAAUCUCUGAGGCAGUACGAGGUGAGGCGGCAGGUGUGGUCGCACAGAUCACCUCCCCUUGUUUAGAUAACUUUCAACACAUCUCAGGCUUCUUAGACAAUGUUCAGGAUCUUUUAAGUGCUUUGAUAAACUUGUGCUUUACAACAAUGUCCCAUGAAACAUUUCUUCUGGCGGCAGCAGCGGUAGCUAACAUAACAUUUAUGGACAGUCAGGCAUGUGACGUGUUACAGCAGUUAGAGGCACCGCGGUUACUUAUACAGGCAUCAGCUAUGCCAAAAGCUAAAUCUUUGUUUGUCAAAGAUCAGAUAGCAACAGUAUUAGCUAACAUGGCAACUAAAGGAUCAUCACGCAGGGAUAUUAUAACAUACAACGGUAUACCGUUACUCAUCAACUUUCUCCAGCAACGACCCUCGCAGUAUAAACAAGAUGCCGAGAUAGCUGCAUGUGAGAGACUACAACAAAAAGCAGCUAUUGCUCUUACUCGAUUAUGUAAAGAUCCAGCCACAGCAAAUGUAAUUGUUGACUUACAAGGUGUUCCAAGAUUAGUUCAGUUAUGCCGAAGUGUUGAAGAAAGGAACAACAGUGAUGCAGUACUUGUGGCUAGCUUGGCUGCCUUACGGAAGAUCUGUGCAUUAUGUCCCUGUCCAGAGAUGACCACUGUAGACUAUCAUCAACUUAUCAAACCCAAGUUAAUGGACUCCUUUGUCAUGUGCUCACGUACAGAUGAAAACUUUGUCUGACCAAAAUGAUAUUACAGUGUGUGUUGAAGAAUCACACAAAAUGAUUGGUACUUCUGAAAUGUUCUCCACUUCUGUAAAUAUCAAAGAAAGUAAUGGAAUCUCCCAACAUGUGCUCUGUGAUUCAGAAAAAAGAGCUAAAUUUAUUAUUAGAAUCUUUUCUUUUGUUUUUGCAUGAAACAAAAAAAAUAUUCAAGCAUCUUAACUAGCAUGUUAAUUCACAUAGAUUGUACAUUGGAAGAAAUCUUAUCUCUUCAAAGUUGAAUUUGACUUUUAUCAAAGUGAGGAUUUUUUAUGUUUGAUUUAGUAUUUUCAAAUCAGUAUUUAUGUACAAAUCAAGUUGAUUGUAUAUCAGAAUUUUAUGAUAAAUUUUUAAAGCAGCAUGCCUCCAGAUUCAUGAUAAUUUUUAUGAAAGUUUUGUAAAUAUAUU
This is a messenger RNA of Ruditapes philippinarum (Manila clam), 1603 nucleotides long. RefSeq names its product protein inscuteable homolog. The record is from RefSeq and is a predicted model, not a curated record. Bases 1 to 1176 code for a protein of 391 amino acids. Gene Ontology annotation, molecular function: protein binding; cytoskeletal adaptor activity. Lineage: Eukaryota; Metazoa; Mollusca; Bivalvia; Venerida; Veneridae. Gene Ontology annotation, cellular component: apical cortex. The transcript has 8 exons. Gene Ontology annotation, biological process: asymmetric cell division; apical protein localization; regulation of asymmetric cell division.